CCAAGGUUCUCCUGAGCUAACCUCUCCAGUAAGUCUAGAUUGCAGCACGGCUGCCUCCAAAGGCAUUGCAUCUUCAUACAGUCUUUCAACAAAGAGCCUUCAAAAACUCUCUAGUCAUGAGUUCCAAACCAAAGCUGAGAAAGGAGUGAGUGAGGUCAUCUCUAGAUCAUUUAACAUUGUGGAGGAAGGCACAACAGAUAAGUACCUCCAGCCUGUAUCUACAACCACCACAUCUACUGAUAUUAUACAAACCAUGGUGAAAGACCAGCAGGAGCUCACCCAGACCACCCAAUCAUCUGACAUGGUAUCUGGAACAUCCCUGCUCACCACUGGACAGGUUUCUGAGAAAAGGAUCUGGUCUGCUGCUUGUAACAUCUACUACAGUCUGCAAAGUAAGAUUACGGAGUUUCUCAGAAAAGAUCUUCAAAGAUCAGACACAACACUUGGUUCAAUCCAAAUCUCUACCUAUCAAAGCAGUCCUGCAUCACAAAGAGCAAGUAUCGGCCAUCUUGAGGUCAACCAGAGCAGUGUUACACCUGGUGGAAACGAUGACUGUGUGGACAUUCCGCACAAAUUACUAUCUAAAACCACUGAGCUCUCAGGAUCCAUGCUGGAGGAUAUUGGCACGAUCCGUUGUAGGAGUGCUGACAGCCAAAAUACAAGAAAUACCUCUUCUUCACGCUCCUCCAUCUCUCUAACACCUACUUCAAAAUUAAGGCAGUCGAAAUGGCACUUUGCCUUACCCGGGACUCCCAUCCCCACUGAGUUUCCUGCUCAGAUUGACUUUCCCAUUGUUAGAAACACAAUCAUUGAGGACUUCUUUCACACAGAGGACUUACUUCCUGUAACCUUUGUGGACAAAGUCAGGCAAGCUGCUGGGGUGGUAGUGGACAUUAUGGUGGAAAGUGUUGAGAACACACAGGAAGAUGGACAGGGUGCUUCUCAUCUUGACGACCUCCGAUCUGCUGUUAGGAAAUUGAGAAAAAUUAUUUCCACUUGGACCAUCCACAUUUUCAGUCAUGAAUUGGUGGAUAAAGUGAUAGCCCUUCAGGACAGCCACAGCACUCCACAGGUCUUAACAUUGGAUGCAGCCAAAAGUGCUUCAGACUCCAUUCUUUCAAGGCUGAAAUGGGGAAAGGAACAAUGUGCCAUAUCCAAGGAGCUCUCCUCUCAGCUUCUCCAGAUAUUUGCUGAAGAGACAGUGAAGGGCUUCCUGAGACAGUGGUCAGAUGAGUAUGAAAACAUAAACUUUGAUGUUUCAGUCCAGAACGAUCCAAAGACUUCUACUUGCAUGGUCAUUCUUCAAAUGAUCACCAAAGCCACUGCUAAAUGUUAUUUUGAGUCCACUACCAGUGUGGCCACCAGUGACAUUGUAGAAGGCAUGUUUGAUUUGGAAAGGGAUACCAUCAGCAGUACUGGAGAGCAGGUCCUCACCUUUAACACAAAGGGUUCCAAGAAAGUUAGUAAGAACCUCUGUUCUCAAGAGUCUAUGGAGUACCAGCCUCAGAACAUUUCCCCUACUGUGUACUUUACAGAGACGAUGACAACAUCUCAUGGCUCCUUUUCUCCAGAGGGAAUUUAUGAUAUCGCAUCGUCCUUCCCACUUGAAGAGAAGAGUCGCAAACCCUCCCUUCUCACCAGAUUGUCAAGAACCAUCACGAAAGGCUUUGCCAACCCAUUCAAAUCUUCAAGGAAAACCAAAUUAUUUAAAUAAAUUCCUCAUUAUAACAACGA
Messenger RNA from Oncorhynchus kisutch (coho salmon), 1734 nucleotides. RefSeq lists its product as uncharacterized. The transcript is spliced from 3 exons. The coding region runs from base 254 to 1714 and encodes 486 amino acids. Lineage: Eukaryota; Metazoa; Chordata; Actinopteri; Salmoniformes; Salmonidae. The record is from RefSeq and is a predicted model, not a curated record.